GGCUGUGGGGAUUUUUAACGCGGCCACCAAAACGUCACUUCCUCUCUCUCUCGUUGCUAGGCUACCAGAGCUUGUGUGCAGCUGAGUUAGCGUUAGCUGAGUUAGCUCCGAGCAAUGUUUCCUCUUUUCUCUCCGUUUUAAUGUGAAAUAAUCGUUCAGUCAUGACUCCAACGCCGAUUAAAGACGGCGAGUACACCGCCACAGUCUACAAAAUGAUUAAAGAACGACGCUAUGGAGACGCGAUUCACGUCCUGAGCACUGAGCUUCAGAAACAGAUGAAAUCCAGGGCUGCUCUCUCGCUCCUGGGCUAUUGCUAUUACCACAUGCAGGAUUUCACUAAUGCAGCCGAGUGUUACGAGCAGCUGAUUCAGCUGCAUCCAGAGGUGGAGGACUACAAACUCUACUACGCUCAGUCUCUCUAUGGAGCAUGUGCCUUCCAAGAGGCAAUGAAAGCCACUUUUCUUCUGGACAACCCCACGAGUCACACUAAGAUGGUAAAACUACAAGCUGCUAUCAAAUAUGGAGAGGAGGAUUUCCCUGCAGCAAUGGCCCUGGUGGAGCAGCUCCCUGUGGAUGACCCGGACACCGAUGUGGAUCAGGGCUGCCUGCUCUACAAGAUGGGCGAGUACGAAAAGGCCUGCCUGAAAUUUGUGGCCUCUAUGCAAGUGCUGGGCUAUCAGCCAGAUUUGGCAUACAACAUCGCCCUCUGUCACUACAGCCUCAAGCAGUACGCUGCAGCCCUCAAAUACAUCGGGGAGAUAAUUGAGCGUGGGAUGAGGGAGCAUCCAGAACUUGGAAUUGGCAUGACAACAGAAGGCAUUGAAGUGAAGAGUGUCGGUAACACGCUGGUGCUGCACAAAACGGCGUUGAUUGAAGCUUUUAAUUUGAAAGCAGCCAUCGAGUACCAGCUUAAGAAGUAUGAAGCUGCACAGGAAGCACUGACUGAUAUGCCACCGAGAUCAGAAGAGGAGCUGGAUCCAGUCACCCUUCACAAUCAAGCGCUCAUGAACAUGGACACAAAGCCGUCAGAGGGCUUUGAGAAGCUGGCCUUCCUCCUGCAGCAGAGCCCUUUCCCUCCAGUCACUUUUGGCAACCUGCUCUUGCUCUAUUGCAAGUAUGAGUACUUUGACCUUGCCGCUGAUGUGAUGGCUGAAAACGCACACCUCACUUACAAGUUUCUUUCUACAUACUUGUAUGAGUUCCUAGACGCCAUGCUGACGUCUCAAACAGCUCCAGAAGAGGCCUUUCGGAAGUUGGACGAAAUCGCUGGACGACUAACUGAGCAAUUACGCAAGGUUACCAAACAGGUACAGGAAUCACGCCGUAUGAGGGAUGACGAAGGCCUAAAAAAAUCUCUUGAAGACUAUGAUCAACUUCUGGAGGAGUACAUUCCCGUGUUGAUGGCGCAAGCUAAGAUUUACUGGAACCGCGAUAACUACAACAUGGUGGAGAAGAUUUUCCGCAAGUCGGUGGAGUUCUGCAGCGAGCACGACACUUGGAAGCUCAACGUGGCGCAUGUGCUUUUCAUGCAAGAGAACAAAUACAAGGAGGCCAUCGGAUUCUACGAGCCCAUCGUCAAGAAGCACUACGACAAUUGGUCAGGACCCCCAUGGACCCUCACAGAGCAGAUCCUCAACGUCAGCGCGAUUGUUCUGGCUAACCUGUGCGUGUCCUACAUCAUGACGAGCCAAAACGAAGAGGCAGAGGAGCUGAUGAGAAAAAUCGAGAAAGAAGAAGAACAGGUGUCCUACAACGAUCCAGACAAGAAGGUCUUUCACCUGUGCAUCGUCAACCUUGUGAUCGGGACCUUGUAUUGUGCGAAAGGGAACUAUGACUUUGGCAUUUCUCGUGUGAUCAAGAGCCUGGAGCCGUACAACAAGAAGCUUGGCACAGACACUUGGUUUUACAUCAAGAGAUGUUUCCUCUCCCUGCUGGAGAACAUGGCCAAGCACAUGAUCAUGCUGAGGGAUACAGUGGUUCAAGACUGCGUCCAGUUCCUGGAGCACUGCGAGCUGUACGGAAGGGAUGUGCCGGCCAUCAUCGAGCAGCCCCUGGAGGAGGAGCGCAUACACAUCGGCAAAAACACUGUCACGUUCGAGGCCCGCAUGAUAAAGGCCUUGUUCUAUGAAGUCACUGGCUGGAACGACUAGGGUUAUUAACGCCCUUUUAAUGUUCGUGAUGGUAAAAUGACGCUGGGAUUGUUUUUACCGGACACUCCCGAACAUGGCCAGCAUGUUCUGAUUAAAACAACACUCCAGCAUUUUUCACCCUGAUCUCUAUCUGUAGCACCAUAGACUGUAAUUCAAAAGAACAGGAUAAAAACAAAAAAAAACUGGCUCAUAAUUAAUCAAACUCCUCACAACAAGAAUGCAGAUCUGGGGUCAGCUUACAGCUUUUAUAUAACACACAAUCAAACGACAAGAACUGGAAAUACUUGAUAAAUAAGGGCCACACUUGACUGGACACACACUAAGAGUGCUUCAAUUAAAAUGGCUCAUUUUAAAGCUUAAAGUAAUGGUUUAAUGAAAAAUCUAAUUCGCACAUCUUUCCACCACAGAUGUAGUCGGCCGAGUCAAACACUAGAAGUCAAUAGUCACCCAAAGCUUUUGUUUUAAUACAGCCCCAAAACCCUCAAUCCACUCCAACUGCAUCCAGGUCCCCAUUAGGCUGCCAGCUGACUGUUGCUAAGACACACUAGAAGUCCUCAGUCACCAAAAUCGUAAAUACGCCCCCAAAACUUCUCUAAAUGUGCUUAAACCACGUCCAGCUCCUCAUAGAGGUUCCACUGAGGUGUUGAUGUAGCCAUUUUAGCCAACACAUAAAUAUUCAGGUAGAAAAUUUCAAUAUUGCCAAUUAUUUAUUAAUAGGAACACCAUCUGUAGUGUCUAUGUCCUUAUAUGAGACCAUAGGAGUCAGACUUUGGUACAAUCGCUGCAUCCAGCUACACAGUGUAGUUCUGUUUGUUUCUAGCUCAGGUUGUAGUAAGUCAUACUGUAUCCUAACCACACGAACAGGUCUCAAAUAAAGACCUGGACGCGGUUUGAGAGACGUUUUCUGGAUGUAUUUAUGGAAAAGAUUUGGGUGACUAUUGACUGGCAGUGUUGGUUAGCAGCAACCUUGUGGCUCCAGCACUAAACUAAAGAAGCAACAUUUGGACACCAAACAUGUCUUGGCUGAUCAACGACAUCUAGGCUAAGUGGACAAUUGCGUGCCUGAGAUUUUUUGCCAACAAUUUUGUAUCAGUUCAAUACCAGCAUAUCGCUGCUGUCGGGAAAACUGUCGUUUUUUUCAGCUUUUGACAUAAUUUGGAAAUGCCUGUUGCUCUUACAUUAAAAGUAAUUUUUUUUUUCCCUUCUCCAUGUUGGAGAUCCGGGGUUUUGUUCUGACAGCAGCGAUGUGCUGGUACUGAAAGAAAAGUCAAACGGGUACCGUGCCAACUCUGCAACUACCACAUCGAAAUGAUCACCCAUGGUUAUCGACCGUACGCUACGAUUGUUGCAGACAGAGAUUUAAGUGGAAAAACCUUCUACAACAGCAGUAGUGUGGUAGAGUUUCCCAGUCUUGAUGCUCUGCACUGCACAUUUUAGUGCUUUUCUUGAUUGAACAGAUCUGGUUUGAACCUUUCAUGAGGUUCAAAUGGCUAUAUUAAAGCUGGAAACCAGUCAUGUGCAGUGCAAGAGGGUCUCAGUACUCAACAGGGUCAGGAUUGGGGGAAAAAAUCGAAACUAUUUCACUGAUUAAUGCUUGUUAGAGUGUAAUUUCUUUUGCAAUACAUAGUUUUUGUGGCUUCAGUCUCGCUUCCCAUGCAGCUUGAGAGUACAUGCUGUUCCUGGAAUGCAGUCAAACAUGCAUUAUUGAGAAAGCUCUUUGGGUCAAAAUGCACCCACAGGGGUUCCAAACUCUGAGCAUUAAAACUACUUUUACUGAGUACCAACUGCAUGUGAACUACAAUUCAAACAUCUGUUUUUAGGUUACGGCUAUGAAACACGUCUACUCAUGAUUAUCUUCAUAUGGCGUGUUGUUUUAUUACCAGAGCAUCGCUCUUCGAUACUAUACUGCUAUUGAAAAAAUGUACAGAUUGUUUAUUUUUCUAUAGAAUAAAAAGGCAUGCGUGUUA
This is a messenger RNA of Pygocentrus nattereri (red-bellied piranha), 4117 nucleotides long. RefSeq names its product fleer (gene ift70). The record is from RefSeq and is a predicted model, not a curated record. The coding region runs from base 162 to 2150 and encodes 662 amino acids. Gene Ontology annotation, cellular component: axonemal microtubule; intraciliary transport particle B. Gene Ontology annotation, biological process: intraciliary transport. The transcript has 20 exons. Gene Ontology annotation, molecular function: intraciliary transport particle B binding; protein binding. NCBI's taxonomy places the organism in Eukaryota, Metazoa, Chordata, Actinopteri, Characiformes, Serrasalmidae.